Phytophthora infestans T30-4 is the source of this 1086-nucleotide messenger RNA. RefSeq lists its product as uncharacterized. The record is from RefSeq and is a predicted model, not a curated record. Bases 1 to 1086 code for a protein of 361 amino acids. NCBI's taxonomy places the organism in Eukaryota, Oomycota, Peronosporomycetes, Peronosporales, Peronosporaceae. The transcript has 6 exons.
AUGAAGCUCCCUGCUUCGAUGUAUCACGCUGAGGAUCUGCAGUCGAAACCAAAUUUCCGACAAGUGGGAACGAAACCUACAGGGUCAGUUUUAGCAGUGCGCAGACAAGCACCACCUGACCCAAACAUGAAAAUAUCGUCAAUUCCGUCCAAGUACGAGACUGUUUUGCAUCGUGACCCGAAUGAACGCAAUGGCUUUGGCAAUCGAACGCAGCGCUUUGGUGAUUGCGAGAACGAGUUACCCGGGCCUGGUCACUACUACAAACCACCAAGUCUCGUACGCUCGACCUUAGAUUCGGGAUCGGUGUCUCGGUUGGGGUACAGCACAGGGUUCGUAUCUAAGUCGAAGCGAUUCAAUGAGCAGGUCAAGCAUGUCGUGCCGGGGCCUGGACAAUACCAGCCAACCAGAGAUGAUCGUCAGACACAGAACAAGAAGCACGGAAUGAGCAGUUUUGCUAACGCGCCCAAGCGCAGCAACAAUCAAAACCAGAGUACUUGUGCUCCAGGACCUGGCGACUACAACGCAGAGCAACCGUCAUUGGCGUAUUCUCACAAUGUCUCGAAGUCUGUUUUCUCUUCCAAAACGACCCGAGGGUGGCAAAUUCCGACCGAAAUUCCUGCUCCAGGGCAGUAUGAAAAUCCCAUUCAACUAGCACGAUCCCUCCGUGGCUCUUCUCAAUCUGUAUUCAAAUCAUCCGUAAAGCGUCUGGGGUCAGAUGCCUCUCUAACUCCUGGACCAGGAGCGUACAAUGCUGAGGAUGCAGAAACCGCACUUCGAUAUGACCAGGUGGCAAGAGCUCACACAAGUGCUGCCUUUCAAGCUGGAACCAUAGACCGCUUCGGACGCUUACCAGGAAAGAUCGUGACGGAUGGAGAACUCGGUCCGGGAACGUAUGAAGUAUCGACACUGGCAGAAAAGCUAGCAGAAAAACAAGGCUCUGCUAGCGUAUUUAAGUCGAAAACGUCGAGGGCAGAAGGAACAGGAAUGAAGUAUCAGAAAGGAAGUGUGCCAGGGCCAGCCUUUUAUCAUCCUGAGAACCCCGAAAAACGAUCUCACUUACUAAACGCCAAUAGAAAAUGGCUUUAG